This is a messenger RNA of Syngnathoides biaculeatus (alligator pipefish), 1313 nucleotides long. RefSeq names its product selenoprotein L (gene selenol). The transcript is spliced from 9 exons. The record is from RefSeq and is a predicted model, not a curated record. Lineage: Eukaryota; Metazoa; Chordata; Actinopteri; Syngnathiformes; Syngnathidae.
CGUGAUCCACGUUGGUCACACGGUUUCCCGGAAGUGCUCUUCUUCCUGUUUGGCGUUAAAUCGAGUGUGUAAAGUGCGGAUCAAAGUACUGUUCCGUACCCCGGGAAUGGAGGAAGACGUGUCCCCAGAGGAGCGCCUCACUGCAGCCUUGAAGCAGCUCGUCAUCUUUGGCAAAUCGCUGUUGGAGCAGGCCAAGGAAGAUGCUCAGACGUCCAUGGAGGACUUUGUCCCAUACAAAAUUGCCACUCUGCUGGGCCUGAUUGCGGCCGGAGCAGAUUUCUACAAAAGCAUCGGAGUGAAGAAGAAAAGCGAUGCCGAGGCCACCUGGCAGAAGUUGUAUGGCCACGCGGGAGUGAGGGAACAAGUGGAGGAGCUCCUCGAGCUCCAGAUCCAAUGGGACUCCUUCCUAGAGCACGUCGAUCGAAGUCUUCAGUCGUCUAAUGCUCCCGUGACGACCGGAGGACAAACAGCGGACAUCUUUAGCACCGAAACUUUGUUGACCGAUGGACGCACUGGAAAGAGUGUCAAUCUGGAUCAGUACCGUUCCCCGGGUCAGAAGCUUCUGCUGGUCCUCAUCAGGCACUUUGGAUGACUGCCGUGACGCGACCAUGUGGCCGAGCUGGAGGGCAACAAGGCUGCCCUGGAGGCUCGGUCCGUGAAGGUCGUGGUAGUGUCCUUUGGAGCACUGGAGGGGGCCCGUUUAUGGUUGCAGCAGACGGGAUGCACCUUGAACUUGGUGCUGGAUCCGCACAGGAAGAUCUACAGGAUCUUUGGACUGAUCUCGUCCUGCGCUAAAGUCAUGAAUUUCGACUCCAUGCUGCGGUAUUCUGAGUACCAAGCAUCUGACAGAGCGUUCCCCGAAUUCCCCAUGCACAUGUUGGAGGACAUCUACCAGAUGGGAGGUGACUUUCUGAUUAGCGACACCGACAAAGUCCUCCUGUCCCACCCGAGCAUGUAUCCGAUGGACCGACCCACGCUGGGUGAAAUCCUGCAGUCGGCCUCCGGCUCCAUCCAGUUAGCGGCGCAGGAGGUUAGCGGCAGCGACGCCCCGUCGCACGCUGAUGACGUCACGCCUCCCACUCACGGUAACGUGAAGAGGUGCGACCGAUGCAAAGCUGCGCGGAGCGGCCGCCCGCUUAUCACUGUUAGGUCCUUGCUGUAAAUUGGACAUUGAACGCUUACGGAAACCCAUAUGAGCAUUUAUUCCAUAUACUUGAUCUGGAAUACCAUAGGUAUAUAUUUUAUAUACCAUUAUGCUCUUUGUCCUCACUAGUAAGGAAAACAAUGUGACAAAUAAGACACAGUUCUACUUG